Cloeon dipterum is the source of this 1101-nucleotide messenger RNA. RefSeq lists its product as uncharacterized. The coding region runs from base 418 to 927 and encodes 169 amino acids. The transcript has 5 exons. The record is from RefSeq and is a predicted model, not a curated record. NCBI's taxonomy places the organism in Eukaryota, Metazoa, Arthropoda, Insecta, Ephemeroptera, Baetidae.
UCAUUUCUGUCACUUGUGGCAUCUGUUGUUAAAAUUCUGUCACUUAUAGCAUCCUAUCAAAGAUGCCAUAAGUGACGGAAAAGAUGCUAUAAGUGACAGUCACUUAUGGCAUCACGCGAAAAAUACAUAAACAAACGAUUUCUUAGGUUGGCAGCACUUAGGCGUGGCCUGUGGUGGGGCGGUACUGGGCGGAGCUACUAUUUCGGUUCGCGACGCGUUCACCGGCCGGAAGAACCGUUGCGCAAUAAUCGUAACCGGUUUUUUUAUACGGGAUCACCGAGUUGGAGGUGGGUGCUGCAUCGCUGAAACAACUGAGCAUCGGCAUCCGCACCACCAUUUUGUGCUUCGUUGUCAGCGUUUUUAGACCGCGUGCGGGUGCAUUUUUUAUUAUUUCGUGUGUUUUGAGUGCUUUUUGGAAUGGAAAACGGGCGUGAUCAGUGCUCCCUGGACUGGAGGUUCGACCUGAGUCGUGUGAAGGACGCGAUACAGAAGGAUGAGUUGGACAAGAGGCGAUGCGCGAACGAGCGGCUGCCUGGUUUCAGUGCGGUGCUCCCUGGUUGUUUUUCUGCAGUGCAGAUUGGGAAAAUCGAGGGGUCCGGUUUGGGAAUGCGGCUCCCGGAAAGCCAGCAGGGCUACCGCGAUCUGAACCGGAGGUGCCGAGAAAGACAAAACCAAUAUCAUACCCUGGAUUCCAGGGUCCGGACAACGCACGAGGGCCGGCAUCUAUUUGUAUCGCGCCGUAGCAUUAGGAUGCACGAUUUGGCAAUGAUUCCGGCGUACGUAAAGGAUGCCGAAUCGGAACUGGAGUAUUCGUACGAAGAUCACCUGAAUCUGCUAGGGAUCGAAAAUUGGGUAUUCCGUGGGGAUCGAUCAAUGCUCUUGCCAAGGCAUGUCAGAGUCCAGACGGUGGCACGAGAGGUGCAGUAGUCAGUCUGAGACGUCCUGCCAGCAGCCGUGCCAAGGCUGGAGCACCUCUGGGGCAUGCUGCAGUGAGAGGCGGUUGCCCUGGGCGCCCUGCUAGCCGCCAAACACCUCGAAGCUGGCAGUUGGAGAGUGGUUGGCGACCGAGCUGGGUGGCGAAGGAGUUGUCUGCGUGUGGGG